GCAAUUAUAUAGGAGUAUUUGGCUUGAUUGGUCGAGCGUCUCUCCUUAUUUAUUUGGUGAAUUGUGGUGUGACACCUAGCUAGAUGGCGGAACUGUCGCUUAGCUGACAGUUCGAGAAGCAAAUGUAGUCAGCAUCUGCUGAGUCACGGUGGUGCCUGGAGUCCGUAUAAAGGGUUUCAGUCUUAAUUCUUAAAAGCAGUCUCACAACACCAUGAGCUCAAUAUGGUCAAACUGCUUUUCCAUGGUAUGGACCUGCCUGGCCUUGAAUAGUCUGGCCCUUCCGUUAGUCUUUAUGGAUGUCCAUCCAUGUCUUGCCGGUAGCUUCUGCUUCUCCCACUGGAGCAACCUAAUUUAGUUAUCUAGCAAACCAUGUUCAGACUCCAAGUAGAUUCAUUUCUGCGUUGAUUCAUCAUAUGAUUCGAGGAGUUUGGUGCUGAAUUGUUUUUCACUUGCUGACUUGUGAGGCGAAGGUGGUUUUUGUUGAUAUGUCUAUAUGAGGGUUGCUCGAACGUGUUAGGUCAGGUACCUGAAAGUGUCAUGGUAGUGCCCAACAUUUGCAGCCUAUGCAAACGCAGAAAACCGUGUAAAUUUGCUCUUGUACCAUAAUUUUGAACUAGAAAUACAAGUUUGUUAGUACUAUGUACCAAAAGAGAAGGAAUAACCAGCCCAAGGGCCAGGUUGGAAGUCUAGGUACCAGGACAAGGUAAUAUGUCAGCGUGCUGAGUUCCUGUGUUCAAUUUCCAUGCAAAUGAUUUCCAGGUUUGAUGAGAAAAUGGCAAGUACCCUGUGAAUUUAUUGCUUCGUCAUCUGCUUUGCUUUUCCUGCCGUCGAUAAUUCAUGUUAUGCAGUUUUCGCCAUGCCUUACGAAGAGCUCAAAUAUGAAUUGCAUGCUUCUUUCAUAUAUACAUAUAUAUGAACUGAAACUUCUGUCCAUACCUUCAAAUUUAUGUUUUGAAGUCAUACUUCAAGAAAAAGUCUAGAAAUAAUGUAUCACGGUGAUAAAUUAGUAUUCAUACACGGUGUAUAUUUUAUUUUACCCUGCUGAGAUCCCUGCAUUUGAUCUGUCUACUACCCUGUUAACAGAAAACAAUGAUCUUAUUCUAUCUGCUUCUAAAUUGAAAAAAGGGUGAUCACUUUCCCAUGGCUUUUGCAUUUAGAAAAACAUUAUAUGAGAAUUUAUCAGCUGAUGGGUUAUUUCUAGCUGUCGUAAAUCUCCAAAAUAAUGUGUCCAUUGGCACUGAAGAAGGCACCAAAUAGUAGGUAUAAUCUAUCUGUUAGACUAUGCUAAAUUGCUCAUCAGUGCUAGGGCACUUCUGCUUUUCUUAUCUUUUAUCAAUUUGCAUGAAGCACGUGCAGCACUUUGUUGUGGUCUACCUGAAAUGCAAAAUUGUUAUAGUGGGGGUCCAUACAUGUCAAGCCUACUUGCGAGAAACCCUUCCACUAACUGUUCCCCCACGUUCUUCACGAGUGUAUACAUAUGAGCAAGCAUUUUUCAGUAACAUCUUUCCAUGUUCUUCAUGAAUCACGAUUACCUCUGAAACACCACUUCUCCGAUAUUUGUUGUUAAAUAUGAUGACUAGUCUAUUCGAAUGGCUCGUUUUUACCUAGAAGUGUCUAAAUCAAUUGCAAUCAGAUUGCUCAAAAUUUAGUGGCAUGUCUGCUGUAUGACUUUAGAGAUCACCAUAUGUAUUUCAUCUUGCUCUCUAUUUGCUGUUGAGCUUACACAGUUCAGACUAAGGAGCUUCAACGUUACUCAUAUUUCUUGAAGUGUUUGCUAUAAACAACAAUCUUAUACAUAUUAGCUCAAAAUAUAGCAUGAUCACCUUCUUUCUGAAAUAUUGUUCACAUUCUAGUGUGAAACCUGAGAUGGUGCUAUCACUGAUUAUGAGAAUACAGAAGUCUAUUGAAUACUACCUGCAUAAUAGGAAGCACAUAUGUCCUGCAUAUGCUAAUUCUGCUUGAGGUGUAUGAAGCGGCUUAGUUAUGUGGGUGCAACAUGGAAAUCAAGCAUUUUCAAACGUAGGGCUGAGUGGUUGCUGCUAUCUUGCAUAACAGAACAAUUGUUGCAUAAGUUGAUGACGGGGAACAUGUAAAUUAUAAAUAUGAGAUUGGCAUACUAGCUGUAAUCCACAUUGUUCAGUAGUGCAUGAUCCACUUGCUACUCCACUAACUAAGAUUGCGAAAAGACUGCAGUAAUUGGAGGAUAGCACAAGCACAGAGACCCUAUAUAAUGAACAAUACGCUUACAGGAUUGCCACAAUUAGAACUGUUCUUCACAACUCUUUCUAGGAACAUGACAGCAUCAGAAAUAGCUGCUCUUUUCUUUCUAUUCAGUGCUUUACUGAGAAGUUCUUUGGUCCUUAGCCAGGGACUGCAGAGAGGAUUCUACGACUCCAACUGUCCUGAUGCCGAGGAUAUAGUGAGGUCUACUGUCAAAAAGUACUACAACAAUGAUGCCACCAUUGCCCCAGGCUUGCUCAGGCUACACUUCCAUGACUGUUUUGUCCAAGGAUGUGAUGCUUCUGUUUUGAUUUCUGGAGCAUCAUCUGAAAGGACUGCCCCACAGAAUUUUGGUCUCAGGGGAUUUGAAGUGAUAGACGAUGCCAAGUCCCAGUUGGAGGCCACCUGCCCUGGGGUGGUAUCUUGUGCUGAUAUAUUGGCCCUCGCCGCUCGUGAUUCGGUUGAUCUGACUGGUGGGCCAAGCUGGUCAGUACCUCUGGGACGAAGAGACGGAAGAAUUUCAUCAGCAGCGGAUGCCAAGGCCUUACCAUCUCCCGCCGAUCCUGUAUCCGUUCAGCGGCAAAAGUUUGCCGAUCAAGGCUUAAGUGACCACGAUCUCGUAACGCUAGUCGGUGCUCACACCAUCGGGCAGACUGACUGUGCGCUCUUCCGGUACCGCCUGUUCAACUUCACGGCGACGGGCAACGCGGACCCGACGAUCAGCCCGGCGUUCCUGCCGCAGCUGCGGGCACUGUGCCCGCCCAACGGCGACCCCUCGCGGCGGGUGGCGCUGGACAAGGACAGCACGGGCACGUUCGACGCGAGCUUCUUCAAGAACGUGAGGGACGGCAACGCCGUGCUGGAGUCGGACCAGAGGCUGUGGAGCGACGACGCCACGCAGGGCCUCGUGCAGAAGUACGCCGGCAACGUCCGCGGCCUGUUCGGGCUCCGGUUCGCCUAUGAUUUCCCCAAGGCCAUGGUGAGCAUGAGCAGCGUCGCCGUGAAGACCGGCAGGCAGGGCGAGAUAAGGAGGAAGUGCUCCAGGGUUAACUGAUGUCUGAUGAUUAGGAGGGGGGAGGGGGUCGAUACUUGUAGCCUGGCUUGGUAAAAAAAAAAAGCAUCCCGUAUCAUACAGUACCACUUCCUUAUUUUCUUUGUGUCAAGGCUGUUAUUCCAGAAUCGAGUGCUUAAGAUGCACUGUGAAUUUCUGAAACUGCAGCGUUUAAGAUGCGUUAUGAAUUUGCGAGAGUGCAGCAAUGAAGUUGUAGAAUCGAACGGUACACACGCAUGAGUUAGAUAAUUAAGUUUCGGAGGAUUAAGCGCUCAA
Messenger RNA from Brachypodium distachyon (stiff brome), 3547 nucleotides. Its product is annotated as peroxidase 25. The coding region runs from base 2231 to 3274 and encodes 347 amino acids. Gene Ontology annotation, biological process: hydrogen peroxide catabolic process; response to oxidative stress. Lineage: Eukaryota; Viridiplantae; Streptophyta; Magnoliopsida; Poales; Poaceae. The record is from RefSeq and is a predicted model, not a curated record. Gene Ontology annotation, molecular function: heme binding; peroxidase activity. The transcript has 4 exons. Gene Ontology annotation, cellular component: plasmodesma; plant-type cell wall.